This is a messenger RNA of Owenia fusiformis, 301 nucleotides long. NCBI's taxonomy places the organism in Eukaryota, Metazoa, Annelida, Polychaeta, Sabellida, Oweniidae. The record is from the annotation of a GenBank genome assembly.
AGAAUCUCACAGAUGUAUAAUGCCCAACAACGGAGGAAUUUCCCAGGAUCCUCCAGUGCAAGUUACAGACACGGUCGAUAUACUUUAUACUACAGCCGUUUGUAUUCGAACUACCGUUCUGUAGAUUACCAGAACAAAGGAUAUGGGAGCAGUAAUGCUGAAUUGUGCUUUAAUAAAGACCUUGGGGGAAAUCGCACAAAUGUAGGUGCUUUCACAUGCCCCUUGCCGUUUGAGCCAUCCUAUUUUGUGUACUGUUGCGGUCAACAGAAUUCCCAGUAUUGUUGUGGCUUUUGGGACUUGU